Messenger RNA from Xenopus laevis (African clawed frog), 942 nucleotides. Its product is annotated as olfactory receptor 1444. The record is from RefSeq and is a predicted model, not a curated record. NCBI's taxonomy places the organism in Eukaryota, Metazoa, Chordata, Amphibia, Anura, Pipidae. The coding region runs from base 1 to 942 and encodes 313 amino acids. The transcript has a single exon.
AUGGAGGGUCAGAAUGUAACCAAGAUAACUGAGUUUCUCUUCACUGGGCUGGAGGCCAAUCAUUCACAGGUUCCAUUUCUUUUCAUACUGUUUGUGCUGGUUUAUUUGAUAACAGUUGUGGGGAACAGUGGCAUGGUGGCUCUGGUCUGUAACACUCCUCAUCUCCAGACUCCCAUGUACUUCUUCCUUGCUUCUCUCUCCAUGGUGGACCUCUGCUACUCCUCUGUUAUUACUCCUAAAAUGCUGGCUGACCUUGUUUGUAUAAUAAAAUCUAUCUCAUUUAUUGGCUGUGCUCUUCAGUUCUUCUUCUUUGCGGCCUUGGCUGUCAUUGAAGCUCUUCUUCUCUCGUUCAUGUCGUAUGAUCGAUACGUGGCCAUAUGUCACCCCCUUCACUAUAGCUCGAUCAUGACCAAGAACAAGUGUCUUUGGCUCAUUCUUGUUUCUGUUUCUGUUGGAUUCUCUCAGUCAUCAGUACAGACCAAAUGCAUAUUCAGCCUCAAGUUCUGCAGACUGAACCAGAUAGACCAUUUCUAUUGUGAUGUUCCUCCUCUGCUGAAGAUCUCCUGCUCAGAAACAUUUCAUUGUGACAUGGUGACAGUUUUCUUCAUCUGCUGCUUUGGUGUUGGGUCAAUGGUAAAUAUUCUUGUUUCCUACACGCUAAUUGUUUCAUCAAUCCUACAGAUGAAGUCUGCUACAAACAGAGGCCGGGCCUUUAGCACUUGCUCUUCUCACCUUACUUGUGUUUGUAUCUUCUACUGCACCGUAUUCUUCAUAUACCUGCGGCCUCCUUCCAGCAGUUUUGAUAAACAAGACAAAGUGGCCUCUGUCUUCUACACAGUGAUCAUUCCAAUGCUGAAUCCUCUGAUAUAUAGCCUGAGGAACCAAGAGGUGAAAAGGGUGUUAUACAGACUCAUCACACAAUGCUUCUCCACAAUCCUGUAA